UAUAAAAUAAACAGGUGAAGAAAUACUAAAUUUAUAACAGCGAAAUUAGGUAAGUAAAAACAGGCUGUUUCACAACGUAUGGUAACGCGUUUGCAGAGAUACCUUUUCAUAAAGGUUCUCCAAUGUAAGGUUAAAAAACCUUAUACAACAAUAAUGCCCAAGAGAUCACUUCAAAGUCCACCUGAAAAAAAAUUAAAAUCAAAUCAAUGCUCAAUUAAUUCGACAAAAAACGUGGAUCGCUUCACAGAACAUAACCUUAAAACAGAUACAACGAUCAUUGAAGACAUGCAAACAGAAAAUGGGACACAAGAAUCUUCUGUAUGCGUUUCAAAAGAAUCACGGACAAAAGUUACAUAUUUAGAAACACCUGUGAAAUCGGAGAAUGAUAAGAAGGAGUAUAGAGUAAUUAAAUUAGAAAAUGGCUUGACUGCUUUGCUAAUUGCUGAUUUACAUUCCUUUCAUUCAGAUGAUCAAAAUGAUAGAAAAGAUUCAGUAAGUACAAAUGAAGAAGAAAAUGAAGAAACUAACAGUGAAGAGGAUGAAGAGGAAAGUGAAUCAGAAAGCGAUAAUCAAUCAGAUUGUGAUAAAGAUGUAGAAGAUUCUUGUGCUUUUUCCAAACGAUUAAAAAGAGAAGAGAAAAUGGCAGCAUGUGGAUUAUCAGUAGGUGUGGGAAGUUUCAGUGAUCCACCAGAAAUUCCAGGUUUAGCACAUUUUUUGGAACAUAUGGUUUUCAUGGGAUCAGAAAAAUAUUCUGAGGAAAAUGAUUUUGAUGCAUUCAUUAAAAAAAGAGGCGGAUCAGACAAUGCCUCGACUGAAUGUGAAUUAACAACAUUCUAUUUUGAAAUACAAGAAAAAUAUCUUUUGUCAGCACUUGAUCGUUUUGCUCAAUUUUUUAUAAAACCUUUAAUGAAGAAAGAUGCCAUAACAAGAGAACGUGAAGCUGUAGAAAGUGAGUUUCAGAUGGCUUUACCUUCUGAUUUUUGUAGAAAAGAGCAAUUAUUUAGUAGUUUUGCACGAUCAAAUCAUCCUGCAACAAAAUUUUGUUGGGGUAAUUUAGUUACUUUACGAGAUAAUGUAACAGAUAAAAAGCUUUAUGAGGAAUUACAUAAGUUUAAAGAGCGUCACUACAGUGCUCAUAGGAUGAAACUUGCUAUACAAGCAAGACUUCCAUUGGAUGUAUUAGAAGAUUAUGUAACGCAAUGUUUUGCAAAUGUACCAAAUAAUGGUUUACCAGCUGAUGAUUUUACUUUAUUCAAGGGUUCAAAUUCAUUUGAUACACCAAGUUUUAGAAAAAUUUAUAAAAUCAAGCCUAUAAAAGAUAUUUGCCAAGUAGAGUUAACAUGGUCUAUGCCACCUCUUCAUGAUUUAUACAAAAGCAAACCGCAUCAAUAUGUUUCUUGGAUUAUAGGAUAUGAAGGAAAAGGUUCUUUAAUUAGCUACUUAAGAAGAAAAAUGUGGUGCCUUGGUAUUUUCAGCGGAAAUGAAGAAAGCGGCUUUGAACAUAGUUCAAUGUAUGCAUUGUUUAAUUUAUCUUUAAUGUUGACUGAACAGGGACACAAACAUCUGCCAGAAGUAUUAAAUGCUAUAUUUUCAUUCAUCAAUUUAAUGCGCAAAGAAGGUCCGCAGAAAAGAAUAUAUGAUGAGAUCCAUCAAAUUAAAGAAACGAAUUUCAGAUUUACAGAUGAAUCGCCACCAGCAGAAUACGUAGAAGAUUUAUGUGAAAGCAUGCACUAUUAUCCUCCUCGUGAUUAUAUUACUGGAAGUGAAUUAUAUUUUGAAUAUAAUCCAGAAGCUAUACAAAUCUGUUUAAAUUAUUUAACACCUGAUGAUGUAAACAUUAUAAUUUUCGAUAAAAAAUUUAAUGAUGAAGAUUUUGAUAAAGUGGAACCUUGGUUUAAAACUAAAUAUACCGAUAUGGAGAUUCCUCAAGAAUGGAUUGAAUGUUGGAGAACUAUUGAACCUUUUUCUGAAUUCCAUUUACCAUUACCCAAUAUGUUCAUCACAGAUGAUUUCAGUUUAAUUCCAUUGCCAGCCAACAUUUCUAAAUAUCCUACAAAAAUUUAUACAGAUGAGAUAACGGAAGUUUGGUAUCGACCCGAUCCUAAAUUUGGUUUACCUGAAUGUUAUAUGUAUUUUUAUAUCAUAUCGCCAAUGGCUGUUUGUUCACUAAAAGGUGCAGUUCUAAUGGAUUUGUUUAUUGCUAUACUAAAGCAAUUGUUAGUGGAAUCAUUGUAUCCAGCCACGGUUGCUGAACUAAAUCACGAUAUUCAUGCAAAUGAUAAGGGUAUUAUGCUUAAAGUGAAUGGAUUCAAUCAAAAAUUACCACUUUUAUUAAUGACUAUAGCAAAGUGUAUAGCUGAUAUUCCAACGUUAAUAACUGAAGAAUUUUUCGAAGUUAUGAAACAAGAAGAAAUUAAGGCAUAUUAUAAUAAUUUUGUAAAACCUAAAAAAUUAGUUCGGGAUGUAAGAUUAUCAAUUCUAAUGUUUGUUCAUUGGAUGGCCACAGACAAACAUGCUGCAAUUCAUAAUGUGCAAUUUCCUGAAUUCCAGAAUUUUGUUAGUCAUUUUACUGAUCAUGUUUAUAUUCAAUCUUUAGUACAAGGGAAUAUGACAAAGGAAGAUGUAAUAAAAAAUGUUCAGGAAUGUGUAAAGACUCUUAAAUGUGGACCAUUAUUGCCUAACACGAUGCAACAAAUGAGAGUAAUGCAAAUACCAAUUGGUUCGCAUUAUUGUAAAGUAAAAAAUUUUAAUAGCACAGAUGUAAACUCUGUUGUAAUGAAUUAUUAUCAAUCUGGUGUUUCAUCUAUCAAAUUGUUAGUUAUUAUUGAAUUGUUAAUAAUGUACAUGGAAGAGCCACUUUUUAAUCAAUUAAGAACACAAGAGCAACUUGGUUAUAACGUUUUCUGUUUAUUAAGAGACACCUUCGGUAUUCUUGGUUAUUCUAUCACGGUAUAUACUCAAGCAGAUAAAUACAGUACAGAACAUGUGGAUAAUAGGAUAGAAGCUUUUUUGACAAUGUUCAAUAAUAUGCUACAAGGGAUUUUGGAGAAAGAUCUAGAUAGUAUUAAAGAAGCAGUAAUAAAAUUGAAACAAUGCGCUGAUAUACAUUUAAAAGAAGAAGUUGAUAGAAAUUGGUCAGAAAUUAUAACUGGAGAUUAUAUGUUUGAUAGAAUAGAAAAUGAAUUGAGCAUGAUAGAGCAUAUUACAAUCGAUGAGUUGAGAGAAUGGAUGCAAUCUCAUACGAUUAAUGGGAACAAUUUUAGAAAAUUAAGCGUACACGUAGUUGGCAGCACUAAAUCAACUGAUGUGGAGAAUAAUGAAGCUAACUCAAAAAUAGAAAAUGUUGGGAAUGUAAAGUAUUCAUUGGAUUACAUUCCUGUUACUGAAGGAACUGACAAAUCAUCGAUAUAUAUUACUGAUAUUCAGGAAUACAAAAACCAAUUGUACACCUAUCCUGUAAAGCAUACUACUUUAUGAUAUCAAAUUCUUCUAAUGAAAAUUAAUAGUAUUUGAAAAACUCUGAGAAAUAAUAAAGUGAAAUGAUGAUAUAUGAAA
Messenger RNA from Apis florea (little honeybee), 3555 nucleotides. Its product is annotated as nardilysin. NCBI's taxonomy places the organism in Eukaryota, Metazoa, Arthropoda, Insecta, Hymenoptera, Apidae. Gene Ontology annotation, biological process: proteolysis. Gene Ontology annotation, molecular function: metalloendopeptidase activity; metal ion binding. The record is from RefSeq and is a predicted model, not a curated record.